Lodderomyces oxycetoniae is the source of this 2136-nucleotide messenger RNA. It is a transcript of the gene PRT1, whose product is annotated as translation initiation factor eIF3 subunit b. Gene Ontology annotation, cellular component: eukaryotic translation initiation factor 3 complex. Lineage: Eukaryota; Fungi; Ascomycota; Pichiomycetes; Serinales; Debaryomycetaceae. The record is from RefSeq and is a predicted model, not a curated record. The coding region runs from base 1 to 2136 and encodes 711 amino acids. Gene Ontology annotation, biological process: translational initiation. The transcript has a single exon. Gene Ontology annotation, molecular function: RNA binding; translation initiation factor binding; translation initiation factor activity.
AUGUCAGAAAUAAGCGAGGAAGAGUACCUCCAGUUGGAAAAGGAGAUCAACUUGGAUGACAUUGAUUUCUCAGAUUUAGAGGAAAAAUACGAGGCUGAUACUGGACUGGACAACAUUGUUGUUGUAGAUGGAGCACCGAUUGCACCAGAAGCAAAAGUUCCGAUUUUGAUUAAAGUUUUGAGAAAACUUUUCAGCACUGUUGGUGAGAUUGUUGAAGGAGAUGAAGGUGUAUUUAUGCCUAUGGAGAAUGGGAAGUCAAAAGGGUUUCUUUUCAUCCAAUACAAAACAGUAGAUGAAGCAGAUGUCGCAAUUAAGAAAUUGAAUGGUAAGAAAUUGGAUCUGCAGCACAGAUUAUUGGUUAACAAAUUAUCAGACAUUGAAAAGUAUGCGUCUAUUAAAUCCGAGUUUCAAGAACCAAAAAUAGAGCCAUUCAAAUCUCAUGGAUACUUACAAAGUUGGUUGCAAGAUGAACAAGGCAAAGAUCAGAUUGUCUUGCAUUUCAACGAAAAUGUUGGAGUCUACUGGAACAAAAAGGCCAGCGAGCCUGAACCAGUUAUUGAGCCAAGAAAAGGUUUUACUUCCAAGUAUGCCAAAUUUUCUCCAAAAGGUACCUACCUUUUUUCCAUUCACCCACAAGGUGUUCAGUCAUGGGGUGGAUCCGAUUUCCAUAGUGUUAGAAGGUUUUUCCAUAAUCAGGUUAGACUUGUUGAUUUUUCUCCAAAUGAAAAGUACAUGGUAACAUUGUCGCCUGCUCCUAUUUCUUUACCAGAUUCAGUGGCCGAGAGACAGCAGUUCCCAUUUGGACCUGAGAGUGAGGGUCAUAAGUUAGUAAUUUGGGAUUUGGCUACUGGAGAGCCGGUUAGAACCUUUGCUUUACCACCACAUCUCGAAAACCAAAAGGAGAUGCCUUGGCCGUUAGUGAAGUGGUCUUUUGAUGACAAGUACUGUGCUCGUCAAGGGCCAGAUGCAUUGGCCAUCUAUGAAACACCUAGCUUCCAAUUAUUAGACAAGAAACUCGUGAAAAUUGACGGUAUUCAAGAUUUUGAAUGGGCACCAGCUGGAGUCAAGUUACACAAUAGCAAAAGCAAAACCGGCGAACAUAUUUUGUCAUACUGGACUCCCGAAAGUACAAAUCAUACGGCAAGAGUUGCUAUUAUGCACAUACCGAGUAGACAAGUUUUACGUACUGUGAAUUUGUUUCAAGUUAGUGAUUGCAAAAUGCAUUGGCAAAGUGAAGGUAAAUUGUUGUGUGUCAAGGUUGAUAGACACACAAAAUCGGGUAAAACCAUUUUCUCCAAUCUUGAUUUUUUCAAAUUGAGUGAGAAGGAUAUUCCAGUUGAAAAGUUAGAGUUUAAAGAUGUUAUCAUUAACUUUUCUUGGGAGCCAAAGAGUGAAAGAUUUGUUACUAUCAGUAGGUUGGAUGACGGGAACCCUAACCCAGCCAUUCCAAAGAAUACUAUUUCCUUUUUUGCACAAGAAGACACCAAGGGCAAGAAUGCUAAUCCCAAGUACAAAUCUUACAAAACAAUCGAGAACAAACAUUCAAAUACAGUUAUUUGGUCACCAAAGGGAAGAUACGUUGUUGUAGCAUCUAUCACCAGACCCAGUGGUGAAAUUGACUUUUACGAUGUUUCGUUUGAUGAUGAAACCAGCAAGAAAGGUUUACCUGCAAAUGUCAAACUUUUGAAGAGCAGCAAUUAUGCAGGAAUGACGAAUCUUGCUUGGGACCCUUCUGGAAGAUUUUUAAGUGCCUGGUCUUCAGCUUGGUUACAUGCAAUUGACAAUGGUUACAGAAUAUACGAGUUUACAGGAAACUUGUUGAGAGACGACUCAGUUGAUCAAUUUAAGGAUUUCAUUUGGAGACCCAGACCUGAAAGUUUAUUGACAAAUAGUGACAGAAAGAAAGUACGUGCUAAUUUGCGUGAGUACUCUGCUCAAUUUGAAGAACUCGAUGCGAUGGAAGCUGAUGCUGCAUUGAAGGAAGCAAUUUUGGCGAGAAGAAAAGCAUUGGAGGACUGGAGAGCAUACAGAGCUAAACAUGUUAGCAAGAAAGUGCAAACCAGCGAAGUUCAAGCAGAAAUCAUUGAAGAAAUCAAAGAAGAGAUUCUCGAGGAGAAAGAAGAGAUUGUUGAGUAA